Molecule: messenger RNA, 13294 nt
Organism: Labrus bergylta (ballan wrasse)
Lineage: Eukaryota; Metazoa; Chordata; Actinopteri; Labriformes; Labridae
Source: RefSeq, a predicted model, not a curated record
CUUUACAAAGAUCUAAGCGCUGGUAAAGUAACAGUGACUGAAGUAAGUGAAAUGAACUCGGUGCGCAAGUACCUUGAGGGGACCAACAGUAUUGCAGGAGUGUACCUGCAGUCCACCAAAGAGACCCUGAGCAUCUAUGAAGCCAAAAGCCGUGGCCUGUUGACCCCUGGUACUUCUCUGGUUCUGCUGGAGGCGCAAGCUGCCACUGGGUUUGUCAUUGACCCAGUCAAAAACAAGAAACUUUCUGUAGAGGAAGCUGCAGCUCAAAGAGUAGUUGGCAAUGAGUGGAAAAACAAACUGCUUUCAGCAGAAAGGGCAGUCAUAGGAUACAAAGAUCCAUACACAGGAUCUACAAUAUCUUUGUUCCAGGCCUUGAAAAAAGACCUCAUUGUCAAGGAUCAUGGAAUUCGCCUCCUUGAAGCACAAAUUGCCACUGGAGGCAUAAUUGACCCAGUGCACAGUCACAGAGUUCCUGUACAGGUGGCAUACCAAAGAGGCUACUUUGAUGAGGAAAUGAAUCAGAUUCUGUCUGAUCCUGAUGAUGACACCAAGGGCUUCUUUGAUCCCAACACUCAAGAAAACCUCACAUAUCUCCAACUGGUGGAGAGGUGUAUUACAGAUCCCAUCACAGGCCUUAGCUUAUUGGUCAUUGUAAAGAAAGGAGAGUAUUACUUCUUUGUUGAUGAGGCAACCAAACUCAUUCUAAAAUCUACAACAACAACACGAGCAGGAGGGCAAUACCAAGGAACCACAGUGUCUCUGUGGGACCUGCUCUACUCCAAAUACAUCACUGAGGAAAAAAGGAGAGAGCUGGUACAACAAUUCAAGUCUGGAUCAAUUACAGUUGAACGUUUUCUGGAAAUCAUCCUAACAAUCAUUGAGCAACGGACAACAACAACAACCUCAUCUUCAUCAUCAUCAAUUGUCAUGUGCACACCACCUGAGACAAAAGUGGACAGCAGCACAACAACUAAGAUAACAACUACAACAACAGAGACACAGAGUUUUCAUGGAAUUAGAAAGGACGUCACUGCCACUGAGCUGCUCGAAUCCAAAAUCAUUGAUGAGAACCUUUACAAAGAUCUAAGCGCUGGUAAAGUAACAGUGACUGAAGUAAGUGAAAUGAACUCGGUGCGCAAGUACCUUGAGGGGACCAACAGUAUUGCAGGAGUGUACCUGCAGUCCACCAAAGAGACCCUGAGCAUCUAUGAAGCCAAAAGCCGUGGCCUGUUGACCCCUGGUACUUCUCUGGUUCUGCUGGAGGCGCAAGCUGCCACUGGGUUUGUCAUUGACCCAGUCAAAAACAAGAAACUUUCUGUGGAGGAAGCUGCAGCUCAAAGAGUAGUUGGCAAUGAGUGGAAAAACAAACUGCUUUCAGCAGAAAGGGCAGUCAUAGGAUACAAAGAUCCAUACACAGGAUCUACAAUAUCUUUGUUCCAGGCCUUGAAAAAAGACCUCAUUGUCAAGGAUCAUGGAAUUCGCCUCCUUGAAGCACAAAUUGCCACUGGAGGCAUAAUUGACCCAGUGCACAGUCACAGAGUUCCUGUACAGGUGGCAUACCAAAGAGGUUACUUUGAUGAGGAAAUGAAUCAGAUUCUGUCUGAUCCUGAUGAUGACACCAAGGGCUUCUUUGAUCCCAACACUCAAGAAAACCUCACAUAUCUCCAACUGGUGGAGAGGUGUAUUACAGAUCCCAUCACAGGCCUUAGCUUAUUGGUCAUUGUAAAGAAAGGAGAGUAUUACUUCUUUGUUGAUGAGGCAACCAAACUCAUUCUAAAAUCUACAACAACAACACGAGCAGGAGGGCAAUACCAAGGAACCACAGUGUCUCUGUGGGACCUGCUCUACUCCAAAUACAUCACUGAGGAAAAAAGGAGAGAGCUGGUACAACAAUUCAAGUCUGGAUCAAUUACAGUUGAACGUUUUCUGGAAAUCAUCCUAACAAUCAUUGAGCAACGGACAACAACAACAACCUCAUCUUCAUCAUCAUCAAUUGUCAUGUGCACACCACCUGAGACAAAAGUGGACAGCAGCACAACAACUAAGAUAACAACUACAACAACAGAGACACAGAGUUUUCAUGGAAUUAGAAAGGACGUCACUGCCACUGAGCUGCUCGAAUCCAAAAUCAUUGAUGAGAACCUUUACAAAGAUCUAAGCGCUGGUAAAGUAACAGUGACUGAAGUAAGUGAAAUGAACUCGGUGCGCAAGUACCUUGAGGGGACCAACAGUAUUGCAGGAGUGUACCUGCAGUCCACCAAAGAGACCCUGAGCAUCUAUGAAGCCAAAAGCCGUGGCCUGUUGACCCCUGGUACUUCUCUGGUUCUGCUGGAGGCGCAAGCUGCCACUGGGUUUGUCAUUGACCCAGUCAAAAACAAGAAACUUUCUGUAGAGGAAGCUGCAGCUCAAAGAGUAGUUGGCAAUGAGUGGAAAAACAAACUGCUUUCAGCAGAAAGGGCAGUCAUAGGAUACAAAGAUCCAUACACAGGAUCUACAAUAUCUUUGUUCCAGGCCUUGAAAAAAGACCUCAUUGUCAAGGAUCAUGGAAUUCGCCUCCUUGAAGCACAAAUUGCCACUGGAGGCAUAAUUGACCCAGUGCACAGUCACAGAGUUCCUGUACAGGUGGCAUACCAAAGAGGUUACUUUGAUGAGGAAAUGAAUCAGAUUCUGUCUGAUCCUGAUGAUGACACCAAGGGCUUCUUUGAUCCCAACACUCAAGAAAACCUCACAUAUCUCCAACUGGUGGAGAGGUGUAUUACAGAUCCCAUCACAGGCCUUAGCUUAUUGGUCAUUGUAAAGAAAGGAGAGUAUUACUUCUUUGUUGAUGAGGCAACCAAACUCAUUCUAAAAUCUACAACAACAACACGAGCAGGAGGGCAAUACCAAGGAACCACAGUGUCUCUGUGGGACCUGCUCUACUCCAAAUACAUCACUGAGGAAAAGGAGAGAGCUGUACAACAAUUCAAGUCUGGAUCAAUUACAGUUGAACGUUUUCUGGAAAUCAUCCUAACAAUCAUUGAGCAACGGACAACAACAACAACCUCAUCUUCAUCAUCAUCAAUUGUCAUGUGCACACCACCUGAGACAAAAGUGGACAGCAGCACAACAACUAAGAUAACAACUACAACAACAGAGACACGUGAAGCUCAGAGUUUUCAUGGAAUUAGAAAGGACGUCACUGCCACUGAGCUGCUCGAAUCCAAAAUCAUUGAUGAGAACCUUUACAAAGAUCUAAGCGCUGGUAAAGUAACAGUGACUGAAGUAAGUGAAAUGAACUCGGUGCGCAAGUACCUUGAGGGGACCAACAGUAUUGCAGGAGUGUACCUGCAGUCCACCAAAGAGACCCUGAGCAUCUAUGAAGCCAAAAGCCGUGGCCUGUUGACUCCUGGUACUUCUCUGGUUCUGCUGGAGGCGCAAGCUGCCACUGGGUUUGUCAUUGACCCAGUCAAAAACAAGAAACUUUCUGUGGAGGAAGCUGCAGCUCAAAGAGUAGUUGGCAAUGAGUGGAAAAACAAACUGCUUUCAGCAGAAAGGGCAGUCAUAGGAUACAAAGAUCCGUACACAGGAUCUAUAAUAUCUUUGUUCCAGGCCUUGAAAAAAGAUCUCAUUGUCAAGGAUCAUGGAAUUCGCCUUCUUGAAGCACAAAUUGCCACUGGAGGCAUAAUUGACCCAGUGCACAGUCACAGAGUUCCUGUACAGGUGGCAUACCAAAGAGGUUACUUUGAUGAGGAAAUGAAUCAGAUUCUGUCUGAUCCUGAUGAUGACACCAAGGGCUUCUUUGAUCCCAACACUCAAGAAAACCUCACAUAUCUCCAACUGGUGGAGAGGUGUAUUACAGAUCCCAUCACAGGCCUUAGCUUAUUGGUCAUUGUAAAGAAAGGAGAGUAUUACUUCUUUGUUGAUGAGGCAACCAAACUCAUUCUAAAAUCUACAACAACAACACGAGCAGGAGGGCAAUACCAAGGAACCACAGUGUCUCUGUGGGACCUGCUCUACUCCAAAUACAUCACUGAGGAAAAAAGGAGAGCUGUACAACAAUUCAAGUCUGGAUCAAUUACAGUUGAACGUUUUCUGGAAAUCAUCCUAACAAUCAUUGAGCAACGGACAACAACAACAACCUCAUCUUCAUCAUCAUCAAUUGUCAUGUGCACACCACCUGAGACAAAAGUGGACAGCAGCACAACAACUAAGAUAACAACUACAACAACAGAGACACAGAGUUUUCAUGGAAUUAGAAAGGACGUCACUGCCACUGAGCUGCUCGAAUCCAAAAUCAUUGAUGAGAACCUUUACAAAGAUCUAAGCGCUGGUAAAGUAACAGUGACUGAAGUAAGUGAAAUGAACUCGGUGCGCAAGUACCUUGAGGGGACCAACAGUAUUGCAGGAGUGUACCUGCAGUCCACCAAAGAGACCCUGAGCAUCUAUGAAGCCAAAAGCCGUGGCCUGUUGACUCCUGGUACUUCUCUGGUUCUGCUGGAGGCGCAAGCUGCCACUGGGUUUGUCAUUGACCCAGUCAAAAACAAGAAACUUUCUGUGGAGGAAGCUGCAGCUCAAAGAGUAGUUGGCAAUGAGUGGAAAAACAAACUGCUUUCAGCAGAAAGGGCAGUCAUAGGAUACAAAGAUCCGUACACAGGAUCUAUAAUAUCUUUGUUCCAGGCCUUGAAAAAAGAUCUCAUUGUCAAGGAUCAUGGAAUUCGCCUUCUUGAAGCACAAAUUGCCACUGGAGGCAUAAUUGACCCAGUGCACAGUCACAGAGUUCCUGUACAGGUGGCAUACCAAAGAGGUUACUUUGAUGAGGAAAUGAAUCAGAUUCUGUCUGAUCCUGAUGAUGACACCAAGGGCUUCUUUGAUCCCAACACUCAAGAAAACCUCACAUAUCUCCAACUGGUGGAGAGGUGUAUUACAGAUCCCAUCACAGGCCUUAGCUUAUUGGUCAUUGUAAAGAAAGGAGAGUAUUACUUCUUUGUUGAUGAGGCAACCAAACUCAUUCUAAAAUCUACAACAACAACACGAGCAGGAGGGCAAUACCAAGGAACCACAGUGUCUCUGUGGGACCUGCUCUACUCCAAAUACAUCACUGAGGAAAAAAGGAGAGAGCUACAACAAUUCAAGUCUGGAUCAAUUACAGUUGAACGUUUUCUGGAAAUCAUCCUAACAAUCAUUGAGCAACGGACAACAACAACAACCUCAUCUUCAUCAUCAUCAAUUGUCAUGUGCACACCACCUGAGACAAAAGUGGACAGCAGCACAACAACUAAGAUAACAACUACAACAACAGAGACACGUGAAGCUCAGAGUUUUCAUGGAAUUAGAAAGGACGUCACUGCCACUGAGCUGCUCGAAUCCAAAAUCAUUGAUGAGAACCUUUACAAAGAUCUAAGCGCUGGUAAAGUAACAGUGACUGAAGUAAGUGAAAUGAACUCGGUGCGCAAGUACCUUGAGGGGACCAACAGUAUUGCAGGAGUGUACCUGCAGUCCACCAAAGAGACCCUGAGCAUCUAUGAAGCCAAAAGCCGUGGCCUGUUGACUCCUGGUACUUCUCUGGUUCUGCUGGAGGCGCAAGCUGCCACUGGGUUUGUCAUUGACCCAGUCAAAAACAAGAAACUUUCUGUGGAGGAAGCUGCAGCUCAAAGAGUAGUUGGCAAUGAGUGGAAAAACAAACUGCUUUCAGCAGAAAGGGCAGUCAUAGGAUACAAAGAUCCGUACACAGGAUCUAUAAUAUCUUUGUUCCAGGCCUUGAAAAAAGAUCUCAUUGUCAAGGAUCAUGGAAUUCGCCUUCUUGAAGCACAAAUUGCCACUGGAGGCAUAAUUGACCCAGUGCACAGUCACAGAGUUCCUGUACAGGUGGCAUACCAAAGAGGUUACUUUGAUGAGGAAAUGAAUCAGAUUCUGUCUGAUCCUGAUGAUGACACCAAGGGCUUCUUUGAUCCCAACACUCAAGAAAACCUCACAUAUCUCCAACUGGUGGAGAGGUGUAUUACAGAUCCCAUCACAGGCCUUAGCUUAUUGGUCAUUGUAAAGAAAGGAGAGUAUUACUUCUUUGUUGAUGAGGCAACCAAACUCAUUCUAAAAUCUACAACAACAACACGAGCAGGAGGGCAAUACCAAGGAACCACAGUGUCUCUGUGGGACCUGCUCUACUCCAAAUACAUCACUGAGGAAAAAAGGAGAGAGCUGGUACAACAAUUCAAGUCUGGAUCAAUUACAGUUGAACGUUUUCUGGAAAUCAUCCUAACAAUCAUUGAGCAACGGACAACAACAACAACCUCAUCUUCAUCAUCAUCAAUUGUCAUGUGCACACCACCUGAGACAAAAGUGGACAGCAGCACAACAACUAAGAUAACAACUACAACAACAGAGACACGUGAAGCUCAGAGUUUUCAUGGAAUUAGAAAGGACGUCACUGCCACUGAGCUGCUCGAAUCCAAAAUCAUUGAUGAGAACCUUUACAAAGAUCUAAGCGCUGGUAAAGUAACAGUGACUGAAGUAAGUGAAAUGAACUCGGUGCGCAAGUACCUUGAGGGGACCAACAGUAUUGCAGGAGUGUACCUGCAGUCCACCAAAGAGACCCUGAGCAUCUAUGAAGCCAAAAGCCGUGGCCUGUUGACUCCUGGUACUUCUCUGGUUCUGCUGGAGGCGCAAGCUGCCACUGGGUUUGUCAUUGACCCAGUCAAAAACAAGAAACUUUCUGUGGAGGAAGCUGCAGCUCAAAGAGUAGUUGGCAAUGAGUGGAAAAACAAACUGCUUUCAGCAGAAAGGGCAGUCAUAGGAUACAAAGAUCCGUACACAGGAUCUAUAAUAUCUUUGUUCCAGGCCUUGAAAAAAGAUCUCAUUGUCAAGGAUCAUGGAAUUCGCCUUCUUGAAGCACAAAUUGCCACUGGAGGCAUAAUUGACCCAGUGCACAGUCACAGAGUUCCUGUACAGGUGGCAUACCAAAGAGGUUACUUUGAUGAGGAAAUGAAUCAGAUUCUGUCUGAUCCUGAUGAUGACACCAAGGGCUUCUUUGAUCCCAACACUCAAGAAAACCUCACAUAUCUCCAACUGGUGGAGAGGUGUAUUACAGAUCCCAUCACAGGCCUUAGCUUAUUGGUCAUUGUAAAGAAAGGAGAGUAUUACUUCUUUGUUGAUGAGGCAACCAAACUCAUUCUAAAAUCUACAACAACAACACGAGCAGGAGGGCAAUACCAAGGAACCACAGUGUCUCUGUGGGACCUGCUCUACUCCAAAUACAUCACUGAGGAAAAAAGGAGAGAGCUACAACAAUUCAAGUCUGGAUCAAUUACAGUUGAACGUUUUCUGGAAAUCAUCCUAACAAUCAUUGAGCAACGGACAACAACAACAACCUCAUCUUCAUCAUCAUCAAUUGUCAUGUGCACACCACCUGAGACAAAAGUGGACAGCAGCACAACAACUAAGAUAACAACUACAACAACAGAGACACGUGAAGCUCAGAGUUUUCAUGGAAUUAGAAAGGACGUCACUGCCACUGAGCUGCUCGAAUCCAAAAUCAUUGAUGAGAACCUUUACAAAGAUCUAAGCGCUGGUAAAGUAACAGUGACUGAAGUAAGUGAAAUGAACUCGGUGCGCAAGUACCUUGAGGGGACCAACAGUAUUGCAGGAGUGUACCUGCAGUCCACCAAAGAGACCCUGAGCAUCUAUGAAGCCAAAAGCCGUGGCCUGUUGACUCCUGGUACUUCUCUGGUUCUGCUGGAGGCGCAAGCUGCCACUGGGUUUGUCAUUGACCCAGUCAAAAACAAGAAACUUUCUGUGGAGGAAGCUGCAGCUCAAAGAGUAGUUGGCAAUGAGUGGAAAAACAAACUGCUUUCAGCAGAAAGGGCAGUCAUAGGAUACAAAGAUCCGUACACAGGAUCUAUAAUAUCUUUGUUCCAGGCCUUGAAAAAAGAUCUCAUUGUCAAGGAUCAUGGAAUUCGCCUUCUUGAAGCACAAAUUGCCACUGGAGGCAUAAUUGACCCAGUGCACAGUCACAGAGUUCCUGUACAGGUGGCAUACCAAAGAGGUUACUUUGAUGAGGAAAUGAAUCAGAUUCUGUCUGAUCCUGAUGAUGACACCAAGGGCUUCUUUGAUCCCAACACUCAAGAAAACCUCACAUAUCUCCAACUGGUGGAGAGGUGUAUUACAGAUCCCAUCACAGGCCUUAGCUUAUUGGUCAUUGUAAAGAAAGGAGAGUAUUACUUCUUUGUUGAUGAGGCAACCAAACUCAUUCUAAAAUCUACAACAACAACACGAGCAGGAGGGCAAUACCAAGGAACCACAGUGUCUCUGUGGGACCUGCUCUACUCCAAAUACAUCACUGAGGAAAAAAGGAGAGAGCUACAACAAUUCAAGUCUGGAUCAAUUACAGUUGAACGUUUUCUGGAAAUCAUCCUAACAAUCAUUGAGCAACGGACAACAACAACAACCUCAUCUUCAUCAUCAUCAAUUGUCAUGUGCACACCACCUGAGACAAAAGUGGACAGCAGCACAACAACUAAGAUAACAACUACAACAACAGAGACACGUGAAGCUCAGAGUUUUCAUGGAAUUAGAAAGGACGUCACUGCCACUGAGCUGCUCGAAUCCAAAAUCAUUGAUGAGAACCUUUACAAAGAUCUAAGCGCUGGUAAAGUAACAGUGACUGAAGUAAGUGAAAUGAACUCGGUGCGCAAGUACCUUGAGGGGACCAACAGUAUUGCAGGAGUGUACCUGCAGUCCACCAAAGAGACCCUGAGCAUCUAUGAAGCCAAAAGCCGUGGCCUGUUGACUCCUGGUACUUCUCUGGUUCUGCUGGAGGCGCAAGCUGCCACUGGGUUUGUCAUUGACCCAGUCAAAAACAAGAAACUUUCUGUGGAGGAAGCUGCAGCUCAAAGAGUAGUUGGCAAUGAGUGGAAAAACAAACUGCUUUCAGCAGAAAGGGCAGUCAUAGGAUACAAAGAUCCGUACACAGGAUCUAUAAUAUCUUUGUUCCAGGCCUUGAAAAAAGAUCUCAUUGUCAAGGAUCAUGGAAUUCGCCUUCUUGAAGCACAAAUUGCCACUGGAGGCAUAAUUGACCCAGUGCACAGUCACAGAGUUCCUGUACAGGUGGCAUACCAAAGAGGUUACUUUGAUGAGGAAAUGAAUCAGAUUCUGUCUGAUCCUGAUGAUGACACCAAGGGCUUCUUUGAUCCCAACACUCAAGAAAACCUCACAUAUCUCCAACUGGUGGAGAGGUGUAUUACAGAUCCCAUCACAGGCCUUAGCUUAUUGGUCAUUGUAAAGAAAGGAGAGUAUUACUUCUUUGUUGAUGAGGCAACCAAACUCAUUCUAAAAUCUACAACAACAACACGAGCAGGAGGGCAAUACCAAGGAACCACAGUGUCUCUGUGGGACCUGCUCUACUCCAAAUACAUCACUGAGGAAAAAAGGAGAGAGCUGGUACAACAAUUCAAGUCUGGAUCAAUUACAGUUGAACGUUUUCUGGAAAUCAUCCUAACAAUCAUUGAGCAACGGACAACAACAACAACAACAACCUCAUCUUCAUCAUCAUCAAUUGUCAUGUGCACACCACCUGAGACAAAAGUGGACAGCAGCACAACAACUAAGAUAACAACUACAACAACAGAGACACGUGAAGCUCAGAGUUUUCAUGGAAUUAGAAAGGACGUCACUGCCACUGAGCUGCUCGAAUCCAAAAUCAUUGAUGAGAACCUUUACAAAGAUCUAAGCGCUGGUAAAGUAACAGUGACUGAAGUAAGUGAAAUGAACUCGGUGCGCAAGUACCGAGGGACCAACAGUAUUGCAGGAGUGUACCUGCAGUCCACCAAAGAGACCCUGAGCAUCUAUGAAGCCAAAAGCCGUGGCCUGUUGACUCCUGGUACUUCUCUGGUUCUGCUGGAGGCGCAAGCUGCCACUGGGUUUGUCAUUGACCCAGUCAAAAACAAGAAACUUUCUGUGGAGGAAGCUGCAGCUCAAAGAGUAGUUGGCAAUGAGUGGAAAAACAAACUGCUUUCAGCAGAAAGGGCAGUCAUAGGAUACAAAGAUCCGUACACAGGAUCUAUAAUAUCUUUGUUCCAGGCCUUGAAAAAAGAUCUCAUUGUCAAGGAUCAUGGAAUUCGCCUUCUUGAAGCACAAAUUGCCACUGGAGGCAUAAUUGACCCAGUGCACAGUCACAGAGUUCCUGUACAGGUGGCAUACCAAAGAGGUUACUUUGAUGAGGAAAUGAAUCAGAUUCUGUCUGAUCCUGAUGAUGACACCAAGGGCUUCUUUGAUCCCAACACUCAAGAAAACCUCACAUAUCUCCAACUGGUGGAGAGGUGUAUUACAGAUCCCAUCACAGGCCUUAGCUUAUUGGUCAUUGUAAAGAAAGGAGAGUAUUACUUCUUUGUUGAUGAGGCAACCAAACUCAUUCUAAAAUCUACAACAACAACACGAGCAGGAGGGCAAUACCAAGGAACCACAGUGUCUCUGUGGGACCUGCUCUACUCCAAAUACAUCACUGAGGAAAAAAGGAGAGAGCUACAACAAUUCAAGUCUGGAUCAAUUACAGUUGAACGUUUUCUGGAAAUCAUCCUAACAAUCAUUGAGCAACGGACAACAACAACAACAACAACCUCAUCUUCAUCAUCAUCAAUUGUCAUGUGCACACCACCUGAGACAAAAGUGGACAGCAGCACAACAACUAAGAUAACAACUACAACAACAGAGACACGUGAAGCUCAGAGUUUUCAUGGAAUUAGAAAGGACGUCACUGCCACUGAGCUGCUCGAAUCCAAAAUCAUUGAUGAGAACCUUUACAAAGAUCUAAGCGCUGGUAAAGUAACAGUGACUGAAGUAAGUGAAAUGAACUCGGUGCGCAAGUACCUUGAGGGGACCAACAGUAUUGCAGGAGUGUACCUGCAGUCCACCAAAGAGACCCUGAGCAUCUAUGAAGCCAAAAGCCGUGGCCUGUUGACUCCUGGUACUUCUCUGGUUCUGCUGGAGGCGCAAGCUGCCACUGGGUUUGUCAUUGACCCAGUCAAAAACAAGAAACUUUCUGUGGAGGAAGCUGCAGCUCAAAGAGUAGUUGGCAAUGAGUGGAAAAACAAACUGCUUUCAGCAGAAAGGGCAGUCAUAGGAUACAAAGAUCCGUACACAGGAUCUAUAAUAUCUUUGUUCCAGGCCUUGAAAAAAGAUCUCAUUGUCAAGGAUCAUGGAAUUCGCCUUCUUGAAGCACAAAUUGCCACUGGAGGCAUAAUUGACCCAGUGCACAGUCACAGAGUUCCUGUACAGGUGGCAUACCAAAGAGGUUACUUUGAUGAGGAAAUGAAUCAGAUUCUGUCUGAUCCUGAUGAUGACACCAAGGGCUUCUUUGAUCCCAACACUCAAGAAAACCUCACAUAUCUCCAACUGGUGGAGAGGUGUAUUACAGAUCCCAUCACAGGCCUUAGCUUAUUGGUCAUUGUAAAGAAAGGAGAGUAUUACUUCUUUGUUGAUGAGGCAACCAAACUCAUUCUAAAAUCUACAACAACAACACGAGCAGGAGGGCAAUACCAAGGAACCACAGUGUCUCUGUGGGACCUGCUCUACUCCAAAUACAUCACUGAGGAAAAAAGGAGAGAGCUUGUACAACAAUUCAAGUCUGGAUCAAUUACAGUUGAACGUUUUCUGGAAAUCAUCCUAACAAUCAUUGAGCAACGGACAACAACAACAACCUCAUCUUCAUCAUCAUCAAUUGUCAUGUGCACACCACCUGAGACAAAAGUGGACAGCAGCACAACAACUAAGAUAACAACUACAACAACAGAGACACAGAGUUUUCAUGGAAUUAGAAAGGACGUCACUGCCACUGAGCUGCUCGAAUCCAAAAUCAUUGAUGAGAACCUUUACAAAGAUCUAAGUGCUGGUAAAGUAACAGUGACUGAAGUAAGUGAAAUGAACUCGGUGCGCAAGUACCUUGAGGGGACCAACAGUAUUGCAGGAGUGUACCUGCAGUCCACCAAAGAGACCCUGAGCAUCUAUGAAGCCAAAAGCCGUGGCCUGUUGACUCCUGGUACUUCUCUGGUUCUGCUGGAGGCGCAAGCUGCCACUGGGUUUGUCAUUGACCCAGUCAAAAACAAGAAACUUUCUGUGAAGGAAGCUGCAGCUCAAAGAGUAGUUGGCAAUGAGUGGAAAAACAAACUGCUUUCAGCAGAAAGGGCAGUCAUAGGAUACAAAGAUCCGUACACAGGAUCUACAAUAUCUUUGUUCCAGGCCUUGAAAAAAGAUCUCAUUGUCAAGGAUCAUGGAAUUCGCCUUCUUGAAGCACAAAUUGCCACUGGAGGCAUAAUUGACCCAGUGCACAGUCACAGAGUUCCUGUACAGGUGGCAUACCAAAGAGGUUACUUUGAUGAGGAAAUGAAUCAGAUUCUGUCUGAUCCUGAUGAUGACACCAAGGGCUUCUUUGAUCCCAACACUCAAGAAAACCUCACAUAUCUCGAACUGGUAGAGAGGUGUAUCACAGAUCCCAUCACAGGCCUCUCUUUAUUGCCAUUGCACCGAUAAAAGAAGGAAUCCCUUGCUACAAAGAUUCAUGUCCUUUCCUUGCAACACCAAAUUUUAGUAAGGACGAGACAGAUUUGCAAGAAGCAUUUUUUUCGAUUCCUCUUUUUUACUUUUUCUUGGAAAACAAAACGAGUGAAAAUAACAUGCAUACUGUUCUGUGCAAAAUAGCUUUAACAUUUAACAUUAAGUAAAACGGUUGGGCUUUUGAAUUUAGAGGUGUUUUGGAUACAAUUUCUGUUGAAUAUGAGUAAGACUGCAGACGUUGACUCAUUUGAAGAUGAACAAUAUUGUCACAUUCUUACUCUACACUAAAUCUUAUUAGUUAAACCCGUCUUUGAUAUGUCCAAAUUUUAACUGUGAAAUUUGCCUUCUGAUCUUUUACAAGUUUCCACUCAUUUACCCCUCGUGACUUUUGAGGUUUUUUUGACAAUUUUUUAAACAUCUUUUUAUCAACUGAUUCUGAUAUUCUUAACUGUGGUAUCCAAUAUUUUUGUGACUUGGGAUCCUUAUUUCACCUGUUUUAAUAUCUUUUCAUUUUUAUUGCACCAAAUACUGAUUCGACUGACUUUACACUACUGACCUACAUUAAGGUUUAGUCAAUUUUCCCUUGCUUGUAUAGGCUGGAGUUAUGUUUUACUUUUGGCAAAAGCUAAAAUCUGUUUUUUGUUUUUUUUAAUAAGUGAAUAAGUAAAUGUGACAUCAAUGAAUAGAGUGGGCAAUGCUUAUAUGUUUGUUUUCUGUACUUCUGACAAACCCUUGUUGGUAAAAUUUUUGAUUAAACAUCUCCAUAAAAAAAUUA